AGGGGCGGCGGCGGGUCGCAUUUGUUCUUCGCGAGAGGAAGGAGCAGGAGCAGCAGCAGCGCUAUCUGUGUGGGGCGAGGUGCAGGGAGGGGCGUGGCAGCUCUGCCUGUUUGCCUGGGUAACCUGAGAAGGCGGGCGCGGCUGGCUGCUCGAGGGGCUUGGUUUUUACCUGCGGAACCUGUCGAGCCGCUCCAGAGAGCAGGAAGGGAGCACAGGAGUCGCGGCGGCGGAGCGAGACUGCGAAGGAGAAGAAGAAGGAGAGGCGCCGGUGGUGGUCGCUGCACCCCCUCAGCCGCCUUGCUGCUUCCCCGUCGACCUGCCGCCUCCUCCUCGCUCGCCGGCCAUGGGGUGGCCUCGUGGGGCUCUGCUGCUGCUGGUGGCGCUGCUGGCGCUCGCCGCCACCGUGUGCCGCGGCUGCACAUGUGAGAAGAACAAACGGACACAAAAUUGCGUUGUAGAUGGUGAUGACUGCAGAUGUGUAUCAAUUGGGUCUAAUAUGACAGUGAGCUGUAAAACAUUGACUUCAAAAUGCCUGCUGAUGAAAGCAGAAGUGUCUGCCUUCAAGGCUGGUAGAAGGGAAAAACCAAAACAUGCAUUUGUAGACAAUGAUGGCAUUUACAAUCCAGAAUGUGACAGCCAAGGCAACUUUAACGCUAAGCAGUGCAACGGGACAAGCACUUGCUGGUGUGUAAACUCUGCUGGAGUACGAAGAACUGAAAAAAGUGACAAAAACAUCUCGUGCAGUGAAGUAGUCAGAACAAGCUUCAUUUUUAUUGAGAUGAAACAUCUCGAGAGGAACACGGCUCCGGAGAACCUGGAGAAAACCAUCAUAGAUGUACUUUCUCAGCGUUACAACCUCAAUCGAAAGCACAUAAAUGUUACGUAUGAAAAGCCUUAUAUUACUAUUGAGCUGAAACAAAAUACUUCAGAUAAAUUGGUCUCGGAUGCAGAUAUAGCUGAUGUGGCAUACUACUUUGAAAAAGAUGUCAAAGGGGAUUCCCUGAUUGCAAAUGAUAAAUUCGAAAUCCUAGUUGCAGGAGAACCUUUGCAGCUUGAAAAUACUGUCAUCUACUAUGUUGAUGAAAAGCCACCAGAAUUUUCAAUGAAACGUUUGACUGCUGGAGUUAUUGCUGUCAUUGUGAUUGUAGUACUGGCAAUAGUUGCUGGUAUUCUCGUACUGAUCUUUACUAGAAGAAAGAGGGGGAAAUAUGAAAAAGCUGAGGUAAAGGAACUGAAUGAAAUCCCCAGAGAACUGAAAUCUUAACUACUGUAACAUAAGGAGGAACAUGGCAAAACACAUCUGACUGAAGAUUAUGGACUUUUUAAAUACAUCCCUGUAGUUUUAGAAGAUACUUCAAAUUUUGAGCCUAGAAUGAUGUGUUGCAUUUGGUGGGGCUGUAAAGUUUAUUUUAGAAUGUCAUUUCUCUGUGACAAUUACUGAUGUAAUAUUAGUGAUGUCUUGACAGAUGUGUACUAAAUGAGACCAACUUAUGUAAACACUUUAAAAAUGUCUGGCAACUUACUAAAUGUCUUGGCUGUUAGACAUAUCUCCAGCAUACAAUGGAGGUUGGUAUUUUUUUAAAUGUUUGUAAAUAUUAUUCUUAAAAUUUACUGAAUUUUUUUUACAAGUGAUGAAUUUAAUAAAUCCUGGAACGAACCUUA
Molecule: messenger RNA, 1662 nt
Organism: Hemicordylus capensis (graceful crag lizard)
Lineage: Eukaryota; Metazoa; Chordata; Lepidosauria; Squamata; Cordylidae
Gene: EPCAM
Product: epithelial cell adhesion molecule
Exons: 9
Coding region: 344-1264 (306 amino acids)
Cellular component (GO): membrane
Source: RefSeq, a predicted model, not a curated record